Molecule: messenger RNA, 2563 nt
Organism: Fusarium redolens
Lineage: Eukaryota; Fungi; Ascomycota; Sordariomycetes; Hypocreales; Nectriaceae
Exons: 4
Coding region: 150-2513 (787 amino acids)
Source: RefSeq, a predicted model, not a curated record
ACAGCGCCACGUGUUUCACAUGCAGCCCAUUCAGCUACCCCUCUAUUCAAGAUCACAGCGAUCGAUCAAAGGAGAGUAUGAGAUGGGUUUCUUCCAAUGUCACCAAAUCAUCUGCUGUGUUUACAACAAACAAAUCUUAGGCAGUUUCCAUGGCUGAUCCACUUUCUAUCGGAGCCAGCGUCCUGGCUUUUAUUGGCCUCGCUGAUCGCACCAUCCGCGCAUGCAAAUACUGCAUCGAGGCUGUUGAAGAUGCACCGAAAGACAUCCAGAUGAUAUUGGGCGAGGCUACGUCACUGAGAGCUAUCAUCGACAGCAUUGGCGAAUCAAGUGCGACGAGCCUCGUGCCAAAUCUUCACGAACAAAAUGGACCUAUCAAUUCUUGCCAGGGUUGUCUUGCCUCACUCGAGGCUCUUCUCCCUACAGCUUGGGGCCAAUCUCGGACAGGUAAGCGGCGUAAGCUAACGUUAGUUGACCUCGCAUGGCCUUUGAAGCAAUCAAAAGUCAGGAAGCUGCUGGCCGAGAUAUCGCACCAUAAGGCUACCUUACUGUUAGCUAUGUCUGGUGAUAUGAGUCGGGACCUGAAGGAGAUCAGAAUAGGGAUCGAAAGACUACAAGGCACAAUCUCAGAAUCCGAAACUCGGGAGAUCAUCCGAUGGCUUGAGAGAACGAACCCAUCAUCUCUACACAACAUAGCGUUCAACAAACAUGAGCCCCUGACAACUGCCUGGGCUACCAAUUCUUCUAAGUGGAAGGAUUGGGUGUCACAGGCCUCUGACCACAGGCUCAUGUGGAUAUAUGGAAUCCCUGGCGCAGGGAAAACAGUUCUAGCAUCAUAUGUCAUCGAAGAACUCGAGAAGCUGUGCGAACCUGCUAAUGGUAGUGUUUGCACUUAUUACUACUGCCACUACUCACAUAACCAGGACGAAACGGUGCCAGUACUGAGCUGGAUCAUUGGCCAUGUCUGUCGACAGAUUAGUUGGAUACCACCCGAGUUAAAACGACUUCACGAUCAUGGCUGCGAACCCACCACCGCGGAAUUGGAAGAAGUCCUGGAAACAGUGUUACAGAAGCUCGAUAGUCUUUAUAUCGUCAUCGAUGCGGUUGACGAGAGCACCCCUCGGGAGGAGCUUUUGUCGUUGAUUAAGACAAUGACAAUCGAUCAACGAUUUGCAAAGAUUAGGAUACUAGCGACAAGCCGGCAAUACUUCGAUAUAGAACAAUCGUUAUCUGAGAUAUCAACAAGCAUAUCAAUGUCAAACCCAAUGGUAGAAGCUGAUAUUCGAAGAUUUGUGCACUCCAGACUUAGAUCUAGUCAUCGGCUGAAAAGAUGGCACGAGCGAUUCGACGAAAUUGAGAAGGUUCUGGCUUCCAUGGCACAAAGAAUGUUUCGUUGGGCUGAAUGUCAAAUUCAAGCUAUAGAGCGACUUCGCGACCAGUCGAAACUUCAGCAACUUCUUUCCAAUCUGCCCAAAGAUCUGAGUGAGACCUACGUCAGGAUCUUCGAAGCAAUUCCUGAAGAUGAUAGACCGCUUGUUCGUCGUAUUCUCACUUGGAUCAUUGGCCAUUCGCAGGCUGCUUGGAUUUAUCACAUUGGUGUGAAUGUGAAUUUGCUUCUGUCAGCAGUUACAUAUGAACAUUUCGGAUCUGAAACCAAAGGUCAAAGCUCCAUUAUUGACCUUGAAUAUUUACAAGAGAUAUGCAGCUGUCUCAUAACGGUUCGAUAUGUUCCUGGGGAUAAUUUCGAUAGCCGGAUGGAAGAACCUCCUGGAUUACAGGCUAGAGAAGCAACUGACGGCGAGGAUCUCUACGUGUCCCUCGCUCACUACACUGUCCUAGAAUUCUUGGUAUCACCGCACGUCUUUCAACCCAAUUUUGCAUUUUUCGCUAUGUCUCCCGAGCUAAUUCGAUUGAAAUUCGCAAAGAGUGUCCUGAAACAAGCCCUAGCGGCUGAUCCGAAGGGGACAAAUACUGAUUGGAUUCACGACCGCGAAGUAUAUUGCCUGACACUCGGCUGCGCCUUAUAUCUACAUGAUAUCCUGGCAGAAAACGAUCUUCAAGACCUUUUUAUGCGAUACAUCAAUCCUUCCUCCCCGCACUACUCGCGCUUCGAAGCUAUCCAGUCCAAGAUUGUCCAGGGCGAUGAGAACUCCAGAUGUUACUUCUUGAGACACAUCCCGGCUCGAGUCCAAUGGGCUACUACGCAAGGCGAGAACGGCGGAUCAGGUGCAGCACUGAUGAAUCUUCUUUUGCUUCGACAUCACUCUAUUCAAAGGGAGCUUAUGCCGAUGAUCAGAAGACUGCUCUCUGGGAGACAAAUACAAGAGCUUCUUGAUGCUAGAGUCAUAGCUACCUUUCUAGACGAGGCUGAAGAGGAGUUGGAUUCAACCGGAAGUCGAUUAUGUGAAAACACUUUAGACGGAACGGUCUGGGAGAUAGUGCAGUCUCGGCAGAUCUUUCUUGAUGAUGAAGAGCUUUCUGACUCCUUUGAUAUGCUAUGGCGCCAUUUAGGGUAGAUACGAGAUUACACCUAUAUAUAUACGACAGAGCUACGUAUCAAAGUUAU